Acanthosepion pharaonis is the source of this 534-nucleotide messenger RNA. The record is from the annotation of a GenBank genome assembly. NCBI's taxonomy places the organism in Eukaryota, Metazoa, Mollusca, Cephalopoda, Sepiida, Sepiidae.
AUGGAAGCUAAAAGGCUUAUCUCCCUUCUCUUUCUUUCUGUUCCUUUUCUUUCUUUCUUUCUUUCUCCUACCUUCCUUUCUUUCUCUUCCCUUUCUUUAUUUUUCUUGCCUUUCUUCCUUUCUCUUCCCUUUCUGUCUCUUGCUUUUCUUUCCCUUCUGUUUCUUUCUUUCUUUCUCUUCAUUUUCUUUCUUUCUCUUUCUUCCUUUCCUUCUCUUGCCUUUCUUACUUUCUCUUGCCUUUCUUUCUUUCUUUCUUUCUUUCUUUCUUUUUCCUUUCUUUUUCUUUCCUUUCUUUCUCUUUCCUUUCUUUCUUUCCCCACCCUUUCUUUCUUUCUCUUCCUUUUCUUUCUCUUCCCUUUCUUUCUUUCUUUCUUUCUUUCUUUCUUUCUUUCUUUUACCUUUCUUUAUUUAUCUUCCCUUUCUUCACCUAAAACCAAACAGCGUCUUCGUUAUAUCUUUUCUUCCGUAAUCAAUCAGGAACAGCCAUUUUUUUUAUCUAAGGCAAUGGCUAUGCGUACCAUGCGUGCUAAAUAA